GUUGCACCGCAACAGAACAGCGUCUGAAUUUGGUGAUGGUGCUCUAGUCCGUGGGCGGAAUUGUGACUAGCAUUUCUGUGCCAACUGGGCGUGGAAUGGGGGUAGGGCAGGCACCACUCAAUCACCCGAAGUGACUAAUCGCGCCUGGCGUUAUAAAAAGGCAACCCGGGAGGGCUGCCAUAUGCGCCCGACUCCCUCGCCUUUUCCGCCUCACUGAUCUUCCCCCUCGGAACAACAACCCCUCCAAUUUGCCCCUAGCCGUUUCUCCACGAUGGCUCAGCUUUGGUCCAAAGACGCGCCGGACAAACCGCGGCCGCCCGACUUCGUGUCACUGGGAAUGGUAGUUUUGGACGAGAUACGUUUCCCAGAGAGGACCUUGACCGAUGUCCCGGGCGGCUCAGGUCUAUAUGCCACACUCGGCGCGCGUCUUGGCGCCAGCUACUCGCCCGCUGGCCCUGGGGCCGUCGGCUACCUUUCACUCGUCGGAAAGGACUUCUCGGAUAGCAUUGAGGAUCAAGUUCAGUCCUGGGAAAUUAUGCUGGAUUUGCAACGGCUGCCGGAUAGCCCAACCACGAGAGGCCUCCUUGAGUACGAGGACAAUGUGUUCGGGCGCAAGAGCUUUCGCUAUCUCACGCCGGUGCUGCAGCCCCUGCCGUCGGGCCUCGCCGCUUCUGCGCAGCACCCGCUCAUCGAGGCCAGAUCCUUCCACUUCCUCGCCCUGCCGCAAGACCUGGAGCGCCACGUGGACUCGCUCCUCUCCCUGCGCCGGGAGCGCGGCAUCCGCGAGCGGCCCCUGGUCGUCUGGGAGCCCGCCCCUCUCGGCUGCAAGAGGAGCAACCUCGACGCCCACCUCCGCGCCUGCCGCCUCGUCGACGUGUUUUCCCCCAACCACCUCGAGCUGGGCUAUCUCGUGCGCGAGCACGGUGACGCCGCCAUGGGCAGCAGCAGCAGCAGCACGUUCUCGCACGAGGCCACUGUCGAGGACGCGGGGCGCUUCCUGGCCGCUACGCGGGGCGGGGCGGCGGGCAUGGUCGUCGUGCGCUGCGGCGAGCACGGGUGCGUCACCAUGAGCCAGGGCGCCGCGGGAGCCUCGGCCGAGUGGCUGCCCCCGUACCACGACGCCGGCUGCUCUGCCGUGGCCGUCGUCGACCCGACUGGCGCCGGCAACGCCUUCCUGGGCGGGUUUGCCCUCGGCCUCCUCGAGACCGGGGACUCGAGGCAGGCGGCAGUUCGCGGUUCCGUCUCGGCCAGCUUUGCCCUUGAGCAAUUUGGCCUUCCAAAACUGGCGCCAGCGACUGCCGACUCUCCCGAGCGAUGGAACGGCGCGGUCUUUCACUCACGCCUGGUCGAGUUUGAGGCCAGGGUUCGCAACGCAAGCGAGGAUUGCAAGACUACCUAAUCAUGAACUUUUCUACGUAAAGUGUUAACGAGAAAAUGCCCCUUCUUUAGAAAGCAGCCCAGGUUAAUCCAUAGAGUCUUAAAAACGCAAAUAGACAAGCACCACCUCUCCUAGGUGGAGGAGGCUCCAGUUUUGGUCCGAUUCUCGUACGCUUCCCAGCCAGCCUUUCGGUACGCCUCGGCGGCAGACACGGCGUCUUCGGACG
Molecule: messenger RNA, 1604 nt
Organism: Gaeumannomyces tritici R3-111a-1
Lineage: Eukaryota; Fungi; Ascomycota; Sordariomycetes; Magnaporthales; Magnaporthaceae
Exons: 3
Coding region: 272-1399 (375 amino acids)
Source: RefSeq, a predicted model, not a curated record